CGCCCGAUGCGCAGGCGCAGUCCUUUUUUUUUUUACGCUUCGCGGGCGGCUGACGCGUCACAUUCCUCCACCUCAGCGCGUCGCGACCACAGCUCGGAGCGGCAGCGGUGGUGGUAGUUGAAGUGAGCGGAACGAGGAGGCGAGGGAGGCCGGGAGGAAGGGGCCCGCCGCCCGCCCGCCCGCCUGCGACGACCAUCCCCCCCAGCGACCCGAAGGCGGUCCGACUCCGCCCCGCCCCCCUCAGCCUCAACGGCCACAACCGUCGCCGGGAGGAUGCGCCGCCGCCCCCUGGCCCGAAGAGGUAGACGGGGGAGACGAUGAAGGAGACGCCCCGGCGGCUUCUGUUCUGGGCCUCCUCCUGCUUGCUGCUCGGCUGCCUGCUCGGGCUUCCCUGCUGGCAUGUAUUUUGUAAAGAGAGCCCUUCAUCUGCACCUAUGUAUUCGUCAGAUGAGAACUAUCCCUUGGCAAGCAUGGAAGAAAACAUCCAGGAAAAGGUAAUGAAUGAGGAGGUGGAUGGAUACAUUGGAAUGCUGCCUUUAGAACCCGGUGAAUCCAUUUUGAGUGGUGAUCCAGAAGAAGAAUGUUCAGUUGACUGCACAAAGCAAAAACAGACCAUGGAAACAGGGGAAUUAAAAACGCCUGAAGACGUGACUCAACCUUUAGAUGAGACUCAACCUUUAGAUGAAGCUUCUUCUAGCAUAGCUGCUACCCUCGAGAAGAUUUCUAGUACACCUACCUCAGAGAUCUUGCCAGUCUCUCAGCCUAGUGCAAUAGAAAAUUCCAGUGCUGAUAACCCUGUCGUUACCUCUGCUGAAGCUGAACAGGCAGAACCUAACUGCGACAUUGGAGGGACACUUGAAACAGAGGAGGCUCAGAGUGAGCCUUCCACUCUUGUUGCUUCACCAGAGAGCCUUGUAGGUCAACAUAUAGAAAACAUUUCCUCGCGCACGAAGGGGAAAAUUACUAAACCGGGAUUUGAACCGAAACUUGCUGCUGCUGAGCAGAAGGCAGAUCCAAAGUCUGCGUUGAAUGCUUCGGGUAACAUAAGAGGAGAUCGAAAAGUGGGAGAAAUUGACCCAACUUCUGUGAUAACUCCUAAGGACCCAGGAGAUAUUCCCACAUUUGAUGAGUGGAAGAAGCAGGUUAUGGAAGUAGAAAAAGAAAAGAGUCAAGCAAUGCAUCCUUCCUCCAAUGGAGGUCAACAUUCUACAAAAAAGGUUCAGAAAAAUAGAAAUAACUAUGCUUCAGUGGAGUGUGGUGCCAAAAUAUUGGCAGCUAAUCCGGAAGCGAAGAGCACAUCAGCUAUACUAAUGGAGAAUAUGGAUCUCUACAUGCUAAAUCCAUGCAGUACUAAAAUCUGGUUUGUUGUGGAGCUAUGUGAGCCAAUCCAGGUGAAGCAGCUGGACAUUGCUAACCAUGAAUUAUUCUCAUCCACUCCUAAGGACUUUUUGGUGUCCAUCAGUGACAGAUACCCAACAAAUAAAUGGGUCAAGCUGGGCACUUUUCAUGCUCGAGAUGAGAGGAAUGUCCAGAGUUUUCCUCUGGAUGAACAGAUGUAUGCAAAAUAUGUGAAGAUGUUCAUCAAGUACAUAAAGGUGGAAUUGGUGUCGCAUUUUGGAUCAGAACAUUUCUGCCCUUUAAGCCUAAUCAGAGUGUUUGGCACUAGUAUGGUUGAAGAAUAUGAAGAAAUAGCCGACUCUCAGUACCAGUCGGAAAGACCAGAGCUUUAUGACGACGACUUUGAUGAUCGUUUGGACCACAUUGUGGGUGAAGACAAAUCUUCAAAAAAUCUAAUUGGUUCUGCCACAAAUGCUAUUUUAAAUAUGGUGAAUAUCGCUGCUAAUAUACUUGGAGCAAAAUCUGAAGAGCAUUCUACUGAUCAAGGAAAUGAAAGUGUUCCUGAAAAUACAACUGCCACUUCCAGUAUGGUACCACAUCUAUUGGAGCCAACGACCACUCCUUCUUUAGAGCUUGUUGCUUCAGUGAUACCACAAACAGAGCAAGAGCAGGUCACUGUAGAUGUGACGAAAGACAGCCCGAUAGUUCAGCUGGUCCAAGAAUACGAAGAGGAAGCGAGUCAAUCGACAGUGACCCUGCUACCCAGUGAUGAACAAGACGAAGAACUGUCGUGGUUUGAAUCGGAAACACAAAUCUAUUGCUAUGAGUUGAUGACCGUCUGUUGCAUUUCCACCUUUUCAGAAUAUCUGUACAAGCGCUGUUCCGCGAUUGCAGCGCUUCACCGGUACUAUAGCAAAAAAGAUAGCAGUUGGAGCAAAUCCUAUUCUGCUAUUUUCCAGCCCCAGCUAGACUCAACCACAUCUUUGCACAUAUCAAUACAUGAACCUCAUCCAGACAAAUUGGAGACCCUCAUUCCAGAGCCACCUGAAAUUGUUGUGGGUGUCACAAGUAGUGCAUGGACUGAGCCCGUGAUCAAUCGGACAGAGGGAGUCUUUGAAUUGGAGCCCAGUCAUCCACAGACUGUCUCUCAGUCCAUCCUCUUGGAUGUCACUGCAGGAGUCAAGUCACAAUCUACAAUGGAUGUGUCCUCUGAGCCCACAAAACAUGAAGCUAUGUCUGAAGCUCCAGAGAUUCCUCCCCAGGAAGAAAUUCCAGCCGAUAAAGAUGAAAUCAUUGGGUCUGUUACAGAGAAACUGCCUGAAACCAGUGUUGUAACUGAAAUCAAAGAGAGUGGAGAAGAGAGGACCUCUACUGAAAUGGUCUCUAAGCCAACGGAGACUGUUCCCCAGUCUGAAUGUACUGGAGCCAUCGAAAGCAGCAAUGGGGAAACAAAGGCAGGGUCCUUGGAAACAGAAAAACAAGUGGCAUUGCCCACUGUAGACUCGUCGUCGUUGGAAAUAAAAGAUGAUGACUCGGUGGUUGAGGAACCCUUUCUCUCUCUUCCCGUUUCUGGCGGAUUACCACGAACUGCUACAGACUUCUAUGCUGAAUUGCAGAACUCCACAGACUUGAAUUACGCCAAUGGGAACCUUGUUCAUGGAUCAAACCAAAAAGAGUCUGUCUUUAUGAGACUCAACAAUCGCAUUAAAGCCCUGGAAGUCAACAUGUCUCUCAGCGGCCGCUAUUUGGAAGAACUGAGCCAAAGAUACCGCAAGCAAAUGGACGAAAUGCAGAAGGCUUUUAAUAAAACAAUUAUAAAGCUUCAGAAUACUUCGCGCCUGGCAGAACAGCAGGAUUUGAAGCAGACAGAGGCCAUUCAGCUCCUGCAGGCACAGCUGACCAAUAUGACCCAGCUAGUUUCCAAUCUGUCAUCAACUGUGGCCGAACUAAAAAGAGAGGUUGCUGAUCGCCAGAGUUACCUUGUCAUUUGCUUGGUGCUCAGUGCCAUCCUAGGCUUGGUGCUUUGCAUGCAGCGUUGCAAAAAGAAGUCGGAGUUGAACGACAACUACUGUUCGAAACUUCUCAAAAGUAAUCACUAUCCCAGCCCAAAAAGGUGUUUUUCUUCAUACGAUGACAUGAGCUUGAAAAGGAGAACCUCCUUUCCACUCACCAGGUCUCAGUCUUUUCAGAUGAACAACAAAGACGUUGACCCUGGUGAUUUGUACAUUGUAGAACCAUUGAAGUUUUCGCCAGAGAAAAAGAAGAAACGCUGCAAAUACAAAACAGAAAAAAUCGAAACAGUCAAAGCAGCAGUGGAGCCGGUGCAUCGAGUAGCUAAUGGGGACAUCAAAAGCAGGAAGCCCUUUACAAAUCAGAGAGACUUCUCCAAUAUCGGUGACGUGUACCACUCUUCGUACAAAGGCCCACCGUCGGAAGGAAGCUCGGAAACCUCCUCGCAGUCCGAAGAGUCCUACUUUUGUGGCAUUUCGGCGUGCACGAGUUUGUGCAAUGGACAAAUCCAAAAGACAAAAACGGAGAAGAGGGCUCUCAAGCGAAGGCGGGCUAAAGCGCCAGAGCAGGGCAAGCUCGUCAAACCUUUAAUACAGACUAAGACGGGGUCCUUGCCGAGCCUGCAUGACAUCAUCAAAGGAAACAAGGAUCUAACUGUGGGAACACUGGGCGUCACAGCGUUUUCUGGGCACCUUUAAAACGAAUCGAACUCUUCAUAGCGGAGAGCUUUUGUAUGACAAAUCUUGUAGUAUUUGGGUGACGGGGAGGGAGGAGGUUGGUUAAUUGCAAAGCUUCCAGGAGUUCUAUGGUGGCUGGGAUUAUUGUGUAUCCAUUUCGGCAGAAGAACCAGCUUAGCUAAUAAGCUUCAAAGCUUUCACGAAGCUGAUUUCUGUCGUGGUUUAGGGGGGAGGGAGGGGGGAAUGCCCAGGGUGGGUGGGGGAGAUACAAAUUGUUUUAUACAGUGUUUUUUUCACAAAAUGCCGAUUCUAAGAUCUUGAAACCCAGUUUGGGUGGAACAGAGUUAAAAGCGUAACCCUUUUCCAUUUUGCCGUGUUCCUGUUUCUAGCACCUUCCCAUAUUUAUGUGCCUUUUGUCUAUUUAUAAUGCCACUGGAAGAGGGGAAGGCAUUUUAUUUUGUAAGUUUAGGUCUUCUUAAAAUGCAGCACUACCAUGUUUUUAGGAGAAUAUGCUGUCCUCCAGCGGAAGUCAGUGAUGUGAUUUGGAUACUGUAGAACUGUGUUGCCAGGGUAGACGUUUUCAUUCGAUCUUUGUUUUGCAAAGGUGGUUGGGGCCAAUACCACAUACAUCUGAUGUAGCAGCUAGCAUUCUGAUGGUACUUUGCCACUUCAGGAUGUGAUGUUAACAAACAUGCCUUUGUUGCCUCAGAUGAUUUGAUUAACUCUUGUUUAAUCAGCAUUGUAAUCUCUGGUUCUCUUCCUGUACUAAGAAAUGGUGAGGAAGAAUUGUUUUAUAUCAGUUCUGGUUGCAGUGGGGCCGUAAACAGGAAUGCGCACUCAGUCUGUCGAGCUCCAAGUUGUUGUGUUCCAAAGGUAUGUCCAUAAUGUUUCCUUUUUUUAGCUAGCUAACACAUGUGCAGUGUUCUUAUUUGUGUGUGUGUGUGUGUGUUGUACUCUCAUCAUGUGUGGUUUUGUUACAGUGUCGGGUUGUAUGAAUACAUCUGAACGAACGUGAGAGAAGGUUCUUGUUCGAGAGGUUCAAGGUUCAUGUUGUAUAAGAUAUAACUUAUUGAGCACUUUUAGUCACACUUCUUUGUGUUUUACUUUUUAAAGAAAAACAGCUAAUGCCUUUUCCUGGGUAUUAUCCGUAAUGUGAUUUAUUUAAACGUUUUGUUUUGCUGCUUUCAUGUUAGUUUCCAAGCACAUUUUACAGUGAUGUACUUUAGAGCCUGCACAGCUAGCCAGUCAAAGCAGACGGACCUAAUUUUUUUUUGUUUUUUAAGAAUGGAUCGACCAGGGUGGGGUCCAAACUAGAAUGGAAAUCGGAAGGGUUCUACUAUUUAAGUGGACGCAUAGAAAAUUGUGACACGAGGAACUUAUAAUACGUGACUACAGAUUUGUAGUGCCAGUAGAAACUGUGAAUUUCCAAAUAAAUCUGAACACUUGUCUUUAAAAAA
Molecule: messenger RNA, 5482 nt
Organism: Sphaerodactylus townsendi
Lineage: Eukaryota; Metazoa; Chordata; Lepidosauria; Squamata; Sphaerodactylidae
Gene: SUCO
Product: SUN domain containing ossification factor
Exons: 24
Coding region: 318-4046 (1242 amino acids)
Biological process (GO): protein folding in endoplasmic reticulum; regulation of bone remodeling
Cellular component (GO): membrane; cytoplasm
Source: RefSeq, a predicted model, not a curated record